AUGGCUCGGCGCCAUGAUUCGAUCGACUCGCCUCCUCGUUAUGACGAUUGCGAGAAUGGCUCUUCGCAACUUCCAGAGUACACUUGCUCGGUGUUACUGGUGGCACCGUUGUUGCUCAAGUGCGAAUUCGAUACACCAUUCAACCCUUCUCUUGUCCGCAACUGGGAGAGAGUCAUCGCUAUCCUUCGUGGCACCAAGCUGGAAUUUCGAAAGAAAGGUCGUAGGGUUACGUUUGGCCUCCAGUCAGCCGAAGUGGGGCUUGCUCUUGAUUAUCGUCGCCGAUCCAAUGUCAUUCGCGUGCGAGCUGAGGGUUACCAAUUCCUCCUUGCUAUGCCUUCCCUUGCCGAAAGCCUGAGAUGGAUCGAGGGCAUUUCAAUCAGCGUCACAAUCAGCGAUCCGAUCGAGGAGCGCAGUGAUCGCGUGCUAAGGACUUUCCCCCGGAGGAAACCGUUUGAUCCCAGCAUCGAUUCAUGGGAUGAUUUUCGCCGUCGAUGGCGCGAAGUCCGUCGAAGAUCAAGCAAGCAGCAGCGCUGGCUGAGAGGCGAGCCUAAGGAUAUGAAGAAGCGUAGCAUCGGGUCGGCUUUGAAAGAUCCUGAAGCUUUCCUGCUGAUCGUGCUAUCGGGACUGAGGAAGGCGGGCUCACUUCGAUCCUGCACCCCUCGGACAGUGGAAGCGGUGGAAAUAAUGGACAAAGCUUGUGUGAAGAAUGAACACGAUCGACCAAAGCCGCUGGAAGCUUGCUCCGUGCAGCCUGGGAAGGAGGAUAUAAAUUCUGUAAAUGGAAGCAGGAUGGGACAGACUGGCGCUGUGGUGCAUGUAGAUUCUGAGCUCGACUAUGCAAAGCGCUGCGCUCCACGCGGUAUUAUCGCGACGGGAUAA
This is a messenger RNA of Pseudocercospora fijiensis CIRAD86, 879 nucleotides long. RefSeq lists its product as uncharacterized. Lineage: Eukaryota; Fungi; Ascomycota; Dothideomycetes; Mycosphaerellales; Mycosphaerellaceae. The transcript is spliced from 2 exons. The record is from RefSeq and is a predicted model, not a curated record. The coding region runs from base 1 to 879 and encodes 292 amino acids.